This is a messenger RNA of Suhomyces tanzawaensis NRRL Y-17324, 3201 nucleotides long. RefSeq lists its product as uncharacterized. Bases 1 to 3201 code for a protein of 1066 amino acids. The transcript has a single exon. The record is from RefSeq and is a predicted model, not a curated record. Lineage: Eukaryota; Fungi; Ascomycota; Pichiomycetes; Serinales; Debaryomycetaceae.
AUGAAACCCAUCAGUGCGUCUCCGACCCUUCACGUACUCGCCAAGAGAUGGUACCCACGAGCCCCCAAAAAGUUCAACACGAAUUUGCUUAUUAACGAUGUCCACCAUGCGAUUUUCGAGUCUGGCUCCCCAUCUCUGCUGGGGCCAUCGCACAGCCAAAUACGAUUGUUGAUCGAGUCCGAGUACUUUGAGCGAGUACUUUGGCACUAUUUCAGUGAGGACGUCUCGCUGAGACACUUGGAGCUUAUUGUGGUGCUCCUUAUCCAGAAACUCGAGACAAUUGCCAAUCUUCAAUUGCAGAAUUUGGCAGGGGAUUCCCGUUUUGACGUUUUGGUCAACAGACUCAUCCAGACCACACUGAUUGUGACAGAUCGUGCUAAUUUCAAGCUUUUCGGAUACAUUGUACGCUUUGUCGGCGUCUUAUACUCCAAAGGGAGAGAUAUUCCGGAAGUUGCAGCCAAAAUCCAUCCCUUGUUCGAUAUCACCAUCUGGAACAAUAUCACAGGCUAUGAAGAAUUGUUCGACAAAGACUCACAAGAGGUAUAUAAUAAGAAGUUGAGUGCUUCUCUUGAGCAGCUGAAAUCCAAGAUCGAAUUUAAUUUGAAAAAUAAGUGGAUUUUUAAUUUGUUGAUUGGAAGCUCCAAGAUAUUGCUAGAAUCUGAGUUUUGCAAGACACCCGAUUUCCAGUCCUUUGUCGAGUCUAUUUUGUCGCUUUUGACCAUAAAGCUUAGUCAAGUGGAGGAAAAUGAUUACUUUAGAGUUUUCUACAACGCUGUCCAAUUCUUACCGCUUGUUGUUUUGCAUAAGGACAAGUUCAACGACCCCAGAAGAAUUGAACAGCUUGCAGACGUCUUAGUUUACUAUGAGCUUUCUAAGAACCUUCAAGAAUCUGAAUUUUUCUAUAAAUUACAAGAAUAUGUCUUCAGUUUAUUUCCAACUAAAAGUCAUGAACUGUUUAUGAAUAUGCCUUCAGUGUAUGCAUACACUCCCAAUAAGCUCAAGGAAUUUUUAUCUCAAUUUACCAUAGAGGAACUUACUACGUUGAUGAAGAAGACAGUGCAUCUUGAGUCCAGUAAAUUCCUUUCGACUACAUUCAAGCAGGACGAGAAAGCAAUAAUAAUUCAAAUUCUCAUUUCCAGAACUUUCACUACUAAUACUUCCCUGGAAUUUAUUUCGAGUUAUGAUGAAUCUACCUUCGAUAGUUCGAUAAGCUGUUCCAAAUAUUCAAAUUCUUCAGUACAUUUAACUCCAGGUAAAUUCCUUUCAAGUAAUGACAUAUUCUCAGAUGAGCAUUUGUCAAACCUAAAAAUUCAGAUCCAGCAUGAUAUUUCUAAUCAUAUACUCAAUGUUCUCAAAAGGAUUGAUAUUGACCCCAAAUUAAACUUCAAAGGGAAAAGCAAAUAUUUUUAUCAAAUCAAAGAUCUCAGAUCCCAACAGGGAACUGAAUAUGUGUUUAAUUUGAAUCGCAACUACAAUUCUGGUAAUGGAGUAGUGGCGUUGAUUGAAUUGGUCUUACCUAAUAAGUUUGCUAGAGAAGACCGAGUUCAGAAGUACGGAUUGAAUUUGAUUAGACUUGGUAAAAUAACAAGUACAGAUGGCCAAAAGGGUACGGGUGUCAGAUGCAAUUACACAGUUGACUCGUUAGUUGAUAGAGUUAAGUAUCUAAUCGCUGUCCCUGAUAGCUUGGGCCUCAAAAUUUUACAUUCCUAUAACGAGAUUCAUAUUCUGGGUGAGGAUUCCACUUCAAGUAUCGAAUCAAUAUUGAGUGGAGCUCCUAAAAAAAUACAUCAUCAUGAAAUUGAAAAUUUCAAAAGAAGAAAGGUUGACUCUGGGGCCUCUCAAAGCACCGAAGUUGAUUUACUCGAUUCAAUUAUCUCAAACAACUACACUUUGGUCAAAUCUGUCAGAUAUACAGGGAUUGAAUCUGUGCUUACCAAUGCACUUUCUUACCUCAAUUUUGAGCGCACCAUUAUUAUUGCACCUACUGAGACAUAUGUUAAGAGGUUGGCUGGCUUACGAGGUGUAGAUGAGUUCACAUACGUUGGAUUUGGGCUGGAAGAUGAAUUGAAAGAGAUUGAAAAGAGAGUCCGCUCUUCCAUGAAAGUGAUAGCUCAGCUUUUCGACCAUGCAGAGGGCCUGAAGGAAACGAUCGACUUGAACAGCAUAGAUUAUUACGAGUUUCAAAUAAAAUCCACGUGGACUAAGUAUUUGGAGGAAAAUAAAGGAAAGACCAGUGAGAUUUUGAAGAACUACCCAUUUGCUGAUGGAAAAAGCACCUUCAAAUCCUUCAAAGAUAUCACCAAGUCGUACUUUUAUCUUCUCAAGAACAUUAAUUUUUUGCGUAUCAUUGCCCCCAUUUGGCUGAAAUCCGGUUUGAGGACCACAAAUAGUCACUUGUGGAAAUAUCUAUACCGCAAAUUCAAUCCUAUUAUCACCUUGGAAGACUAUUUGUCCUUUGGCGAGCUGGACACCUUUACCAAUAUUUUCAUUAUUGAUGGAACUCCCGAAUGCUUACCAGUGGUGGCAAGGAUGAAUCAAGGCGAAGUGAAGAGGCUUAUUGGAAUAGGUGGAUCGAUAGUGAAUUUCCGGCAAGAACAUAUUUUUACGCUAAACGAGGUUCAUGGUGUGAGGAAUGAGUUUAUUGCUGGCCAACCCAUAGGAGAGAAUAACUUUAGAAACUUUAAUCCUGGAUUCAAAUACAACUCGCAAUUGAUUGAAGCCAAAAGCCAGGUAGAGGAAGCCGAAUUUUGCGUCAACUUGUAUCAAUAUAUGGUCUUGCUUGGCUAUCCUACCUCAAAAAUUGGGAUCUGGGUCUCUUCGGAGCAGCAAAGGGCAUUAAUCACCGAAAUCUUCGACUCUAAAUUGCCAGAAAACCAAGGAAAAGGCUUUAGUUUUGAGGCUCCUGAAGUGAUUCUCAACGACAAAUACCAUACAUUGGAUUAUUCUGAUUAUGCCAUCAUAGGCUUAGGCGAUGGGGACUAUUAUAAUGGUGUUCCUGGUAGACUAGGGAACUACUACGUUGGCCAGCCACACGCAUUGAUACAGUCGCAGGCACCUAUUCCCACGGAGCACAAAUUGCAAAUCUGUUCAGGGGAAAACUUCACUGUUUCCGAGAGAAAAGUGGGGCAGUUUUAUACGAUCGAGGACCAAGACCAUUUGCAAGAAUAUGUCGACCAGAUGACGGCAGCCAGACGGAAAUAG